This is a messenger RNA of Lotus japonicus, 1860 nucleotides long. Its product is annotated as dihydrolipoyllysine-residue acetyltransferase component 4 of pyruvate dehydrogenase complex, chloroplastic. Gene Ontology annotation, biological process: pyruvate decarboxylation to acetyl-CoA. The coding region runs from base 144 to 1538 and encodes 464 amino acids. The transcript is spliced from 6 exons. Gene Ontology annotation, molecular function: dihydrolipoyllysine-residue acetyltransferase activity. Gene Ontology annotation, cellular component: chloroplast envelope; pyruvate dehydrogenase complex; chloroplast thylakoid. The record is from RefSeq and is a predicted model, not a curated record. Lineage: Eukaryota; Viridiplantae; Streptophyta; Magnoliopsida; Fabales; Fabaceae.
UGUAUGACUACAAAUUGGCGAUGAUUACAGAGUGAAGCAACUGUCUAACCAACUCUCUUCCACUUCGACUUCUCCGCCUUCUUCUUUCUAUUUCUCAUCACUUCACUCCUUCCUUCCUUCAUUCCUUCACUCACCAACAAACCAUGGCUUCCCCAUUUCUCCCCACCACCACCUCCUCCGUCGCCGCCACCAAUUCCACCACCCUCUCCUUCUCCUCCGCCCUCGCCUCACGCCGCGUCUCCUUCGCGGCAUCAGCACCCUCGAAACCUCGCCGGCGGCCUUCCCAGUCAGUCCAAUCCAAGAUCAGGGAGAUCUUCAUGCCGGCGCUCAGCUCCACCAUGACGGAGGGCAAAAUCGUCUCCUGGGUGAAAUCCGAGGGCGACGUCCUCUCCAAGGGUGACAGCGUCGUCGUCGUCGAGUCCGAUAAGGCCGACAUGGACGUCGAGACGUUCUACGAUGGAAUCCUCGCCGCCAUUGUCGUCAACGAGGGCCAGACCGCCCCCGUCGGCGCCCCUAUUGGCCUACUCGCUGAGACCGAGGAGGAAGUCGCUGAGGCCAAAGCUAAGGCUGCCAGUUCCGCUAAUUCCGCCGCUUCCUCCGCCCCGCCAGUGGUUGAAUCUUCAAGUCCUGCCCCGGCGGCCAAGGUGGUUUCUGACGGGCCGCGGAAGACGGUGGCGACGCCGUACGCCAAGAAGCUUGCCAAGCAGCACAAGGUGGAUAUUGGAUCGGUGGUGGGGACUGGUCCGAAUGGAAGGAUUACUCCGGCUGAUGUGGAGGCUGCUGCUGGAAUUAAGCCAGCUGCGAGCAAUGCGGCUCCCGUUGUGGUGGCUGCUCCAGCUCCGGCGGCUGCCCCGCCUCCAAUUCCUGGGUCUAGUGUUGUCCCCUUCACGACAAUGCAGUCCGCAGUUGCCAAGAACAUGUUGGAGAGUCUCUCGGUGCCUACAUUCCGUGUUGGGUACCCUGUUACCACUGAUGCACUUGAUGCCCUCUAUGCGAAGGUGAAGCUGAAGGGUGUGACGAUGACGGCGAUUCUAGCCAAGGCCGCUGCGAUGGCACUGGCUCAACAUCCAGUGGUGAAUGCCUCCUGUAAAGAUGGGAAAAGCUUUACAUAUAAUAGCAGCAUUAACAUUGCUGUAGCCGUGGCAAUCAAUGGUGGUUUGAUUACUCCUGUUCUUCAGGAUGCUGAUAAGUUGGACCUCUAUCUUUUGUCCCAAAAAUGGAAAGAGUUAGUGGAUAAAGCUCGUUCUAAGCAAUUGCAGCCUCACGAGUAUAAUUCAGGAACAUUUACCCUUUCAAAUUUGGGAAUGUUUGGAGUUGACAGGUUUGAUGCUAUACUACCUCCAGGCCAGGGGGCUAUCAUGGCUGUUGGAGCAUCUAAGCCUACUGUUCUGGCAGACAAGGAUGGAUUCUUCAGUGUAAAAAACAAAAUGCUGGUGAAUGUAACUGCUGAUCACAGAAUAAUCUAUGGAGCAGACUUGGCUGCAUUCCUUCAGACGUUCACAAAAAUUAUUGAAAAUCCUGAAAGCCUAACAUUGUAGGCAUUCAAUCAACACUGACAUAAUUAUCUGUGCUUAUCCACCAAGGGAAUGAUGAAUUGAUACUUGAUAGUUUUUACUCAGCAGCCAUUUUGGCUCAAUGCCAAAUAUUUUGAGUUUAUCUUGUACUUUCAUUUUGUUAGUCAAUUUUCUGGGUCUAUUCCAAGGAACAAUGACUUGAUUUAAAACUGGAGAAACAGCUUUGAAUUUGUUAUUUUCCCAGUGAAGGAUAUUGUAAACUGAAAUUUAUAGUGAGAAACAAGGUGAGCUUCAUCAGCAUUACGUUUAUGCUUUUGCAAUAAGAAAAACUAGCAUUCUUUUCUUC